GUUUUUGUUUUUGUCUCUGUACCAUCAUAACCUCUAGGGAAAGCAAUAGCAAAAGAGAGGAUUGAUGGAAGGUGAGAUCAAGAACUUCAUAGUGGUAUGGAUCACAGUCUUGGCAUCUCUAUUCUAUUGUCACACCAUUGGUAAGUUCAUCCCCAAAGGUACAACUAGACUCUUCACACUCCUUCCAAUCAUGUCCCUCUUUCUCUUCCUCCACCUCAAGCUUACCACCAUCCACCUUGGCUCCAUCACCUGUUUCUUCAUAGCAUGGCUUGCCAAUUUCAAGCUCCUCCUCUUUGCCUUUGGUCAAGGCCCCUUAUCAUCACCAUCAUCAUCAUCACCACCCAUCUCAUUCCCAAGAUUUGUCCUCAUAGCUUGUCUACCCAUCAAGAUUCACCACCACCCACCACCACCUCCAAACCUACAAAAACCUUCAAAAAUAGAAAUCAAAGAAUACCCAUCUCAUAAAUCACUCGAAACAGUUCUUCUACAUGCACGGAAUCCGAUCACAGAACCAGACACAACCCGCUCAACUAAGCUGGGAUCCAAAGGGUACCACAAAUCACCUCUAGAUUAUGCUACAAAGGUUGUGUUUAUAGCUAUGCUUCUUCAAGUGUACAAGUAUAAAGAGCAUGUACAUCCCAAGCUCAUCUUGUUGGUUUAUUGCUUCCACGUCUAUGUCUCUCUUGAGCUCUUGCUAGCCCUAAUGACAGUCUUGGCUCGAGCCAUAGGCCAAGUAGAGCUCGAGCCACCCUUCAACGAGCCUUACCGGUCUAGCUCGCUUCAAGACUUCUGGGGAAGAAGGUGGAACCUCAUUGUAGCGAGUAUUCUACGCCCCACCGUAUACGAUCCUGUCAGGCGGAUUUCUGGCCGUCUGAUGGGGAAAAAGUGGGCCUCAGUCAUGGCAAUCAUAGCCACUUUUUCGGUGUCCGGUUUGAUGCAUGAGCUGGUUUUUUACAACAUGGGAAGAGAAAAGCCCACGUGGGAAGUCACGUGGUUCUUUGUCAUUCAUGGGGUGUGUUUGGUAUUGGAAAUUUGGGUGAAAAAGGCAUUAUAUGGGAAGUUCAGGUUGCCGGCGAUCGUGUCGGGGCCGGUGGUGGUGGUGUUUGUAGUGGCCACCGGUUCUUGGCUGUUCAUUCCUGCGUUCUUGCGUUGUCACGCCGAUGUUAGGGUUAGGAGAGAGAUUGCAACAUUUGUAGAGUUUGUGAAGGAAAUUGUUUGGAGUUUUGGAUUUAGAUCUUUCAACGUUGUGAGUGUACCUCAUGGUGAUUAGAUGGCUCAAAUUUCUACUUGUAUUUUUUUUUUUUUUUAUUUUGUAAUGGAAUAAUUGGUAAUUUAAUAUUCUAUUUUGAUUUCAGUAUUGCAUUUUCAAAAAAAAAAUUCAUACGUAGUCAAUGGUUUAUUUUCAUGUACAUCAAGAGAGAGAUAAUGAGGACUUUUUGUUUUCAAUGAGAGAGAUGUACGACGAUAAGGGCAGCUUG
Molecule: messenger RNA, 1478 nt
Organism: Camellia sinensis
Lineage: Eukaryota; Viridiplantae; Streptophyta; Magnoliopsida; Ericales; Theaceae
Source: RefSeq, a predicted model, not a curated record